CGCGAGAUUUACCCAAUAUGGCUGCUAUCAUUUGCAACAGGAUUGGAUAUUGAUAAACUUCAUAAGAGAAACAACCGUAUUCUAUUUAUGGAUGGGUUUUAAUGUAAUAAUAUUUUCCUCUCAAUAAUACCGAUUUUAAAGAAGGUUCUAGAUAUAGAUCGACUUUAUAUAGAUCUAAUACAUGCAUAAAAGAGAUGUCUCUGAAACCCAGAAGAGUUGAUUUUAAUGCAACUUGGAAACUGUUGAAAGAAACUUUGGAAGGUGUUAUAACAUGUGGAUCUGUACAGCGAGUUACAUGGAAUGAUAGGUUUUCUGAUGUAUAUAAACUGUGCACCGCCCUUCCUGAGCCUCAUGGAGACAACUUGUAUCAAAGCACAAAAGAAUUUCUUGAGGAACAUGUCCGGAAUCUUCAUGCAGAAAUUUGUGAUGCUCGUGAUGAUCAUAUGCUUGAAACAUACCAUAAAAACUGGGAAAGAUUUAACACUGGUGCAGGAUAUUUAAAUCAGUUAUAUGGGUACCUAAACAAUACUUACAUAAAAAAACAAAAGUAUUCUGAUGCUGAUGUUAAUUAUGGAGUUUUUCCUGUUGAUGCUGAUUGUUUGCUAGAAAUAGGAGAGCUUGCCAAAGACACAUGGAAAAAUUUGAUGAUUGAUCCUAUCAAGAACAAGCUGGUUGUCCUGAUACUGCAAGAGAUUGCCAAAGACAGGAAUGGUUAUAGUGUUAACCAAACAGUUAUUCAUAGUGUUGUUACUUCCUUUGUUGAUGUUUCGGAGUACAAGAAAAAAACUCCACUAGAAUUAUAUCAAGAAAUAUUUGAAACCCAGUUUUUGAAAGAGACUGGUGAAUUUUAUCGCCAUGAGGCUGCUCGAUUGAAGGCAGACUGCACAUGUUCAGAAUAUUUAGAUAAAGUCAUACAAAGGUUAGACAAUGAAAAUUUUCGGAGUAGAAAGUUUUUACAUAGUACAUCUUACGUAAAAGUUACACAUGAGGUCCAGUCUAGAAUGGUGGCAGAUAUAAUAGAAUUUUUGCAUGGUGAGAGUAAAGAUAUGGUUGAGCAAGAAAGGAGAAAAGAUCUUACAAAUAUGUAUAAAUUACUAAAACCAAUCAGCAAGGGUCUUGAAGUGUUAGUUCGGGAAGUAGAAAGCCACAUUAAACAGCAGGGUAUGCAGUCAGUCCUCAGUCUUAAAAAUGAUCCAUCUUUUGUCGAAGCCAUGUUGAAAGUUUACCACAAAUUUCGAGAGCUUAUUAAUGAUGUCUUUAAUAAUGAUCAAGCUUUUACCGGUGCCUUGGAUAAAGCAUGUUCUGCUGUGAUUAACCAUAAACCUCAGACUUCACGAGCACCAAACAGAUCUCCUGAAUUGCUAGCCAAAUACUGUGACAAUUUGCUCAAAAAAAGCACAAAAGGUGUUGGUGAUGUUGAGCUUGAUGAGAAGUUGUCAGGCAGCAUUAUUAUAUUUAAGUAUUUGGAUGAUAAAGAUGUCUUUCAAAGGUUUUAUUCUCGUAUGUUGGCCAAGCGUCUUAUAUAUAGCCAGUCAGCCAGCAUGGAUGCAGAAGAGAGUAUGAUCACAAGGUUAAAGCAAGCUUGUGGCUAUGAAUUCACCAACAAACUUCACAGAAUGUUCACAGAUGUCAGUGUUAGCACAGAUCAUGUGAAUAAUUUCAAUGCUUAUUUAAAAGAUCUCAACACCACAUUAGGAGUUAACUUCAGUAUUUUAGUGUUUCAGGCAGGAGCUUGGCCUAUCACACCACAGACUAAUUUAUCUUUCCACAUACCACAACAGUUAGAAAAAAGUGUACGCUUGUUUGAGUCAUUUUACAAUAAAAAAUUCAAUGGUAGAAAGUUAACAUGGAUGCAAGCCUUAAGCAAUGUUGAGUUGAAACUGUGUUAUUUAAAAAAGUCAUAUAUAGUGACCAUGAGCACAUUCCAGAUGGCUACACUGCUCCCGUUUGAAAAUGCAGAUUCCCUUCCUUUCUCCGACAUUCGGACUAGCACUGAUUUGCCAGAGAAAGAACUUGUGAAACAGUUACAGACUUUGGUGGACACAAAGAUUCUCAACACCCAGGAUAAUAUUGUGACUGAGAGUUCAAUGCUUGUAUUAAAUUUGUCAUACAACAACAAGCGAACAAAGUUUAAAAUUAUGGCAGCAAUUCAGAAAGAGACACCACAGGAAGUAGAAAGUACACAUUCAGCUGUAGAUGAAGAUAGAAAACUGUAUCUGCAGGCAGCAAUUGUUAGGAUCAUGAAAGCUAGAAAAACUAUCAAACACAACAACUUAAUUCACGAGGUAAUAAGUCAAGCUCGGAGCCGGUUUAACCCAAGCAUAAGCAUGAUAAAGAAAAGCAUUGAAAGUCUCAUAGAAAAAGCAUAUCUUGAACGAGUAACAGGAACCCCAGAUGAAUAUAGUUAUAUUGCUUAGGUACAUUUUGUUUCAAUGUUUGAUGCUUAUCUUGCUAUACAAUGCAGUAUGUUCCUUUGUUUUUAUUGGCUUAAUAAAAUAUGCACACAUAUGAUAAAGCUAUCAGCAAAGAAUAACUCAUGAAUGUGUAAGAAUGUGCUAAAAUGUACUGUUGGCCAUCUGAUUCAAGGGUAAUGUUUGGAUGUAAAAUUUUCAAUGACAAUUUUUAACUGAUUAGUUGAAUUUCUUUAGAAUGUUAACCUAAGUUUUUAAAAGCAUUUAUGCCCUGUAAUGUAUAACCCCAUGAAUUUGAAAGAAAAAACAAUGGUCAUUUUUCACUAAAACCUUUCCAUUUACAUAGAUACAACACAUUAAAGUUUUCUUAUUCAUGUUAUGUUUCUUGUUACGUUACAAUUAUUAAUUAAAAAGUUAUUUAACAUUGAAGUAGUUUGGGUUAAAAUUAGAUAUUAUAGAACUCGUAGGUAAUUUAAAAAGGACUUGAGUUCUAAUGAACAUGAUGAAACUCGUUAUUUCUUAAAGAGCCUAAUUAUUGUAUUUGUAAUUCUAAACAGUCUUGGUAAAACGUUACGGGUUGCCAUCAUAAUUUAUUACCUGCUGCAACUACUUGUAAUAAUACAUUGUUGUAUUUGUUUUGAUUUAAGGCACAAAAAUAAAUAUAAGACAGAAUAAUGUUAACGUCUAGCAAUUAAUAGUGAAGAUGUAAAACUAAUGCUUGUCUCUAACUGGUUCUGAAGAGAGGAUGUUAUUCAUGCUGGUAGUCUACCAGCUUUAAUACUUAAAUACAUUUUACUAGCUUAAUGUCACUUUACAUUUGCAGAAUUAAACUUAGUCAUUUAUACAAGAAUGUCAUUUUUUAUGGUUUCUAUUAAAAUUACAAUUCAUAAAAAAGUCAAUUUGAUCUUCCACUAAAUUAAAAAUGUCAAGUUUUUGACUGCCUGCCUAAAUGUUUAAAUAUUUUAAACAUUUCAGGUUGUUUUUGUAAUGUAAACUUGUUUUAUUUCAUUUAGUUGCAAUGUGCCAUUUUCCAGUUAAAUAAUAGUUGUUGCUGUCAUCUUCAUUAACCAGAUUAUAAGAUUUUUCUUUUGUUCAACACAAAGUAUUUUUAUGAUCCAGUCAUUCUUUACUUGCCAGUCAUUUCAAUGAGUUAUUUCAAGUAAUGUUGUUCAAGUUUAUGUUUGACAUUUGAAGUAUGUGUUGGGAUUAUCUUUUGUUUAAAAAACUUUUAAAAACCUUAAGCUAUAAUGGUAGGCAAAUUUUGUUGUAAAUACCUAUAUUGUUUUUUAAAAUAUCUCUUGGUCAGAAUAAUAUAUAAGGUACUUAAAUAAAGCCUUCCAAUAAAGGGACACAAAAUUACAUUUGUGCUAAAAGUGCCUAAUUUUUAACUUGGGUUCUUUUCUAAUUUUGUGUUUCAACUACAGUAGAUUCAAUUACAUUUUAUUAUUUAAAAUUAAAUAACUUGCUCUAUUAUUUGCUUACUAAAAGAAAUAUUUGUGAUUCACUCUUUUAUGUUAGCAUUAAAUACAUAAGAUGAAAAUUACAAAAUGAUAAAAUGGUUUCUUUACAGCUGAUAUGUCAACAAAAAGCUAAAUUACAUCACCUAAAAUGUUGAGCUAAUUGCAUGAUGUUCACUAGUCCAAGUUUUGUAAUUUUUUAAAUGUCCUAUCUACUUCUAUAUUAGAUCUUCCUUGUUUCCCUUAAAAAUCUCUACAGUCUUAGUUGCUUCUCCUUCUGCCAGAAAUUCUGAUUGUUACUUGUUAGCCAGAAAUUUAACUUAUUCAUGUCAAAAAUGUCUCACUAAAAGUUUACACUUGAAUCCAUUUAAAAAAUUUUUCUUAACAUAAGGUUUAUCUUAACUACUACAUCAACAAGCAUUUCAUAAUGCUUUUAUUACUAGAAUAAUCUGUUUCUAAUAUGUCAUCAAUCUAUAAAAAUCCAAAAUUAUUUUGUUAAAUGUUUUAUUAACUCUAAAUCCCCUUUAAAUGACGCGGACAAACAACAAACUACCAAAUUUUAAAUUAUUCAAAAACUGUUUCCUCACCUAUUUAGAAAUGUGAAGUUUAUUUAUGGCUAUUUCGAGUUCCAUGAACAUCCAGGUGCAAUCGUGAUUUUAUGUUCUGUUUUCAGUUGGUUUUAAAUUUAUGUGUGAUACGCAUGAUAUCAUGUUUACAAGUUAGCAAAAGAUUUGGAACCGUAGUUUGAGUUGUUUGUAUGUUUCAGAGGGCUUGGAUCCUGGGUGUAUAAAUGUUUUCUAAAGCAAUGGUUGAUGAGAUUCUUUUUACAUUGUAGAUAUUAUGUAGAUCUUGAUUGUUAAUAUUUAAGGUGACCGUGACCUUGUUAAUAUUGAUGAUUCUCCUGUAUUAAAAUUAAAAGAAAUUGAA
Messenger RNA from Physella acuta, 4795 nucleotides. Its product is annotated as cullin-2. Gene Ontology annotation, biological process: ubiquitin-dependent protein catabolic process. Lineage: Eukaryota; Metazoa; Mollusca; Gastropoda; Physidae. Gene Ontology annotation, cellular component: cullin-RING ubiquitin ligase complex. The record is from RefSeq and is a predicted model, not a curated record. Gene Ontology annotation, molecular function: ubiquitin protein ligase binding.